Molecule: messenger RNA, 2562 nt
Organism: Phyllopteryx taeniolatus (common seadragon)
Lineage: Eukaryota; Metazoa; Chordata; Actinopteri; Syngnathiformes; Syngnathidae
Product: coiled-coil domain-containing protein 177
Exons: 3
Coding region: 211-1905 (564 amino acids)
Source: RefSeq, a predicted model, not a curated record
UUUAUGGAUGUCGUUGGUCUUGCCAUGGCAAGCGCACGUGUCCCAAAUCCCUUCCAGCUACUGGCCUGGCAUUUGCAAAAGAUACCGGUCACAUGGACACACUAAUCCCUUCAUGACCCUGCCACGCUGGCAAACCGACUGAGCCGUAGUCCACUUUGAGGCUAUUCUUUGUGCACCUUUGCAGUCAGGUAACGUAGGUCUCGUUUCAUUAUGGGGGACCUGAGGUCAUUGUCACCUCUACCUCACUUGGAUCUGAACAACUUUGAAUCUGCUGAUGCAGAAAAGAGCAGGUACGUUUUAACAAGCCCCCGCUCCUUGGAGUCCUGUGCGCGACUUGGCAUCAAACCUGUUGAACUUCUGAUGAAAUCGCUGACUGAUUUAUCGGCUGAGCAGUGUGACGUGCCUUUAGAGGGGGUGAAAAUUAUGCACGAAUCCUACAAAAAGGACAGAAGGAAGCUUUUGCAAAUGUGCCGAGAUGAGAGGGAGAGGAUUAUGCAGCAGGUUGACAGGUGGCCGAGCACUAAGAAAGUCUCAAGCCUGGAAACGAGACAUGACACCAAGCUGAAAGAUGACAUCGCUCAUGAGACAACUGAUCCUUUUCCAUAUGCACAUUUGUGUAUUCGGGACAGAUGUGCGAGUAAAACAUCCUGCUCUGCUGGGGGAGAGCCAGACAGGAACACAAUCUGCAGCCUAGGUGACCUCAGGCACUCCCCAGCUAUCCAGAUGAAACUGAAGAGGCUAACUGAAGACAUCAGGAGGGAGAUGCGUGUCCCGAUAUCGCAGACAGACCGCAAGAUUGCAGCUCUCAUGCUGGUGAGGCACCACGAGGAGAUGGAUCGCGUCUGUCACAGGCAGCACAGGGACGAGGAGCGAGAGGAGGCCCGUAGGCAGGAGGAGGCCCGGCAGGCGCAGGUAGACAAAAGGACGGCGAAGCAGCUGAUGCAAAGCGUGCAACACUGGCACGAGGAGCUGGAGGCCCGCAGGGCACUCAGAGCAUGUCGGGAAGAAGAGAGAGCUGUACAACUCAAAAGGGAGAUGAUGCUGCACGAGGAGCGCUGGAAGAGGCUGAAGGAGCAGGUGGAGGCGCAGCGUCGAGGGCAGAUGGCAGUUGCGCAGAAGGACGCACAGGGGAGGAAAUGCUACCAAGAGAAAGUGCUGAGAGAAAUGGAAGAGGUGGACAAAAGGCAGCGAGACAAGGAAAGACAGAGGGCUGUGGAGAAGGAGCAGAGAGCAAGGAGGAGCAAACUGCGGCUGGAGAAGAAGGGGAAGAAGCGUCUCCAGGAGGAAAACAGAAACGAGCUGCUGCGCCACAUCCUCCUAAAACAGCAAGUGGAGAAACAGGUGGAGGACGAGGAGUCACGUUUAAGGGGGGCACUGGAAAGGAAGACGCGGCAUUCUUGUGAGAAACACGCCCGCGAUGUGGGGGCCCGGCUGCUGGAGCUACAGGAGCAGGCGGCACGGGAGGAGAAGCGGAUUCUAAGAGCCCAACUCAGGGCCAAGCUGCAGAGCAUCCAGCAGCUCACGCACAAGCACCUCCUGGUCAAGCUGAGUCAGCAGCGCACGCAGAGAGCCGCCGAGCACACGUCAGCCCGGCAAAGGAAGAGAGCCCAGCAGACGCGUCAGCACAACAAACACAGGCAGCUGCGUCACCGGCGAAAACGAGAGAGCAAUCAGAGAGAGGACGAGGCAUUGAGGAUGGUUAGGGAAAGCAGCGUCGCCAUGAAGGAACGGAGGUGCAAGAGGCUGCUUCGAGAGCGGGAACGCAAACAGCAGGAGGCGCACAAGCAGGCCCUGGCGUCGUUUCACUUGAGGGAGCGAGUGAGGCAGCAGACUCAAAGUCGCUCUUUUGCGCAGAUGGCUCAGGAAGCCCAGCUGGCCGCCUCCAUCGGCCGCAUGAACCUCUGAAACAGCAACAACACCAAUCGGAAGAUCUUCCCACAAGCCUGCGCUUGAACUUCCCAGUGCACGGUGAGAUCUUGGAUGAGUUGGCUGUGUAAGAACCUCAACGGCCUCUCCAAAACGGAUUCCCGCAUGCUCUUCCUCUGGAUGGCAGAAGGUUUGGAAACACUGAGCGAGAACAAUGUCAACUAAAGCUAAGCCUGCUUCUCUGUCAGCUGACUUCACAAGUGGACAGAAAUAGACCAACUUCAUACUGUUCCUACACUGCAAAAACAGUUUUUUUUUCCCUUGCGAAAACGUACUUAUUUAAAGACAGUUUAGACUUUUUUCUGCAAUGUUAUGCAAGACAAAAAGACUAAGGUACAAGAUCUUAUUUUAAGAAACUAAUCAAGUCAAUUCAUACUAGCUCCAUUGGCAGAUUUUUCCACUUAUUUUAGGGUCAAAAUGUCUUGUUUUUAUUAUUGUUUUACUUGUUUUAAAAAGGUCAUUUUGCCAGUGUAUCCAGUCAGAGUCUUGACCAAAAUGUUUGAUUGGCUGGCGACCUGCAAUCACUGUCCUACAAUUUUAACCACUGCACCGGUAAUCCUCCCUCUUCUUUCUGUGACGCGGUGUCACGUUACCACGUGAAAUGACAAGUGAUGCAUUAAAAACCUGUUCCUGUAA